Nematostella vectensis (starlet sea anemone) is the source of this 1158-nucleotide messenger RNA. RefSeq names its product glucose-6-phosphatase 2. Gene Ontology annotation, cellular component: membrane. The record is from RefSeq and is a predicted model, not a curated record. Lineage: Eukaryota; Metazoa; Cnidaria; Anthozoa; Actiniaria; Edwardsiidae. Gene Ontology annotation, biological process: glucose 6-phosphate metabolic process; gluconeogenesis. Gene Ontology annotation, molecular function: glucose-6-phosphatase activity. The transcript is spliced from 3 exons. The coding region runs from base 1 to 1065 and encodes 354 amino acids.
AUGGAGACACUUCAUGUCGAAGGAGUCAAAUUUAUUUGGUAUUUACAGCGAACGUUUGCACCAUGGACGAAGCAUUUCCUCUUAAUAAGUCACGGAGGAGAUCCAAGGAAUUCCUUUUUGCUCUAUUUCCCGAUUGCGUACAAUUUUAACAGCGCCAUAGGCUUGAUGGUGCUUUGGAGCGCCGUUUUAUCUGAAUGGCUGAAUCUCAUUUUAAAAUGGAUGCUGAGAGGUGAGCGCCCCUACUGGUGGGUUGAGGAACACAUGAAGGAGCAAAAUAUUCACUUGAAGCAGUAUCCACUAACUUGUGAAACAGGUCCAGGUUCUCCCUCAGGUCAUGUGAUGGUUACUGCGUCAGUAUUGUGCACUCUCAUGCCGGCAAUUACAGCCAAGCUUUGCAAAUUGUUCAGAGUCUCUACAAGCAGUUUGACCCUGAUCAGUGUUACCAUACAAUCUGUAUGCUGGCUAAUAUUCAUAGCCAUUCUCGUUGUAGUUUCUGUAUCAAGGGUAUUUAUUGCUACACAUUUCCCUCACCAGGUCAUACUAGGGGCCUUGAUUGGUAUUCUGUUGUCUUUAUUAGUACAAAGAGAACAAGUUUCAAAAAUCACAGAUCUAAUCCCAUGCAUCUGUGUUGCAUUCUUCCUUGCUGUAACUGCCUUGUUCCUUUACGUUGGUUUGUCUUUUGUUGUGUUUGACCCAUCUUUAUCAAUAACUAAGGCUCAACAAUGGUGUGCAGACCCAAAAUACAUCCACUUAGACACAACACCCUUUUAUUCCUUAGUGCGGGACAUUGGUGUUGUUGUUGGUGUUGGGGUGUCGCAUUUACUGAUCAAGAUAUGGAGUCAGGAAGAUCCCUCCAAUGACAGUAAAUCAAACUUUAAGAGACUCAUACAGUCAUUUCUAUCUGUUGCUUGUCUUCAGUUGCUAGAGCAGAUGGGCCUGCCUCUAUGGAAUAGGAUUCUUUUUUAUUGUGCUGGGUUUAUUAAGAAUGUGCUGCUUGUUGUCAUUAUAGUUUUUGUUGUACCAUCCUUGUUGAGCAACAAGAGUGAUAAAUCAAAAUCAGAUUGAAUUAGGACUCUAACAUAUUCUUGCUUUAAGAUACUGUCAUAUCUUGUUUUGAUAAUCAUAUUUAUAUAAUAAAAGGGGAUUAUUCAUGGCAUA